Messenger RNA from Thermothielavioides terrestris NRRL 8126, 579 nucleotides. RefSeq lists its product as uncharacterized. Lineage: Eukaryota; Fungi; Ascomycota; Sordariomycetes; Sordariales; Chaetomiaceae. The record is from RefSeq and is a predicted model, not a curated record. Bases 1 to 579 code for a protein of 192 amino acids. The transcript is spliced from 5 exons.
AUGAACCUCAAAACACCGGCUCGGCCUCCAAGCUUGGAAGACGCGACAAAGCCGGGGCCGGUUGUCGUAAGACGUCGGGCCCCGACGUGGCCGGGCCAGUCCGGUGCAGGCUGGUCACGGCCAAGGUGGGCCGACAGGCGCCGCCGCCCGCCGGCGGGCCGGCCGCCUGUUUCCGGUGGCUUCGGAUACCUCCUCUGCGGCCCAACAGAUUCUCGACCCGAAACCGAGGCCAGCCCGAGUUUGCUCGUGUCGAGCGACCCGGUCGAGGGUCCUGAUGAGUUCAUAACCACAGAUCGUGCUCCGAAGGCUGUUCGAAAACUAACGGGCCCCACUGCUUUCACGGCUGCGCUGAACCAAUUUAGGCGCGGCCAUCUGGGGAAGAUCUUGGAAAGCAUCGGAGUGGCGCGGCUGGCUGAUCAGGCAGGCGCCCCUCACGAGCUUAUCCACCGGGCACACAGCCAUGUUAGUGAGCGCACUGCCGAGGAGAAAACCACUCACGAUGACCCGCUCAAUGACUCCAUGGACUCGGCGUUCGCCUUCUCACGGGAAUGCCGGAGUCAUGCAACCAGCAGUCCUUGA